Molecule: messenger RNA, 1986 nt
Organism: Lolium rigidum
Lineage: Eukaryota; Viridiplantae; Streptophyta; Magnoliopsida; Poales; Poaceae
Product: glycerol-3-phosphate acyltransferase 5-like
Exons: 2
Coding region: 188-1744 (518 amino acids)
Biological process (GO): cutin biosynthetic process
Cellular component (GO): membrane
Molecular function (GO): glycerol-3-phosphate 2-O-acyltransferase activity; phosphatase activity
Source: RefSeq, a predicted model, not a curated record
GGUUGCAGGGCGCUUACCUGAAUCGGCAACGCCGGAGCUCGCGGUCAAGCCAGACGCUGCCCACCGCCCCCGGCGACCCGGCCGCCGCGUCCCUAUAUCCCCCCGUCACCUCCUUCCUCGGAUCAUCGCUCCAUCCCACUCACCUGCACAGCUACACGAGGUUAACAAGGUCGAUCGGCUCAUACACAUGGUGACCAUGUCGGCGUCGGCGCCGGAGGCGGUGCCGGUCUCGGUGGUGGCGGAGCUGGAGGGCACGCUUCUCCGCGAAGCCUGCACGUUCCCCUACUACAUGCUCGUCGCCUUCGAGGCCUCCGGGCUGUUCCGCUUCGCGGCGCUGCUGGCGCUGUGGCCGGUGCUCCAGCUCAUCGACCUCCUCCUCCCGGGCCGCCGCCUCGCGGCGCGCUGCGCGGCGUUCGUGGCCACGGCGGGGGUGCCGCGCGCGGAGCUGGAGGCCGUGGCGCGCGCCGUGCUUCCCAAGUUCAUGGCCGACGACGUCGACCCCGCCGCCUGGGCAGCCUUCGGGGCGUGCAAGGGCAGGCGCGUCGUGGUGGCGCGCGACAUGCCCAGGGUAAUGGUCGAGUGGUUCGCCAGGGAGCACCUCGGCGCCGACCACGUCGUCGGAUCCGAGCUCGAGUACAGUCGCCUCAGGCGCUGCACCGGCCUUGUUAAAGGCGGCGGCGACGAUGACGUCACCCAACGCGUGCGCGCACUGUUCGCGGACGGCGAACGGCCGGACCUCGGUCUGGGACGGUCCGAGAUGGCGCGAUCAUCCUUCCUGCCAUUCUGCAAGGAGCAACUCCAGCCGCCGUUCUCCGUGGACUACGACAUGGCGAUGCAACCGAAAUGCGCUCCGUUUCGGCCGGUCAUCUUCCAUGACGGCCGCCUGGUGCGCCGGCCAACGGCUCUCAUGUCGCUCGCCAUCCUCUUCUGGAUCCCCCUCGGCGUCCUCCUCGCCUUCGUCCGCAUCACACUCGGCCUCGUCCUCCCCAUCCAGGCCCUCCCCUACAUCGCGCCCUUCGUCGGCGGCGCCGUCAUCACGCGCGGCCACCCGCCUCCACCCACCACCGCCAAGGACGGAUCACCAUCCGGCGUCCUCUUCGUGUGCACGCACCGGACUCUCAUGGACCCGGUGGCGCUCGCCUUCGUGCUCGGCCGGCGCGUGGCCGCCGUGACCUACUCCCUCUCCCGCCUCUCGGAGCUCCUCUCGCCGAUCCCGACGGUGCGGCUGACGCGCGACCGGGAGACGGACGCGGCGCGGAUGCUGGCAGAGCUGGCACGCGGCGACGUGGCCGUGUGCCCCGAGGGAACGACGUGCCGGGAGCCGUUCCUGCUCCGGUUCUCGGCGCUGUUCGCGGAGCUGAGCGACCGGAUCGUGCCGGUGGCGACCAACUACCGGGUGGGGCUCUUCCACCCGACGACGGCGAGGGGGUGGAAGGCCAUGGACCCCAUCUUCUUCUUCAUGAACCCGAGGCCGGUCUACGAGGUGACCUUCCUGAACCAGCUCCCCGCCGAGGCCACGUGCGCCGCCGGGAAGAGCGCCGUCGACGUCGCCAACUACGUGCAGAGGAUCCUCGCCGCCACGCUCGGGUUCGAGUGCACCACUUUGACGCGCAGGGACAAGUACCGGGUGCUCGCCGGCAACGACGGCAUCGUCGGCGUCAAGCCCGCCGCUGCGGCGGCGGCGGCGACCAAGCCAGGGUGGCAGCGCCGGGUCAAAGAGGUGCUCGGGUUCUUGCUCCACUAAAAUCGACUCGAUUAACCACUCCAUUGGUGAGCUGCAAACUAAGACACUUAGCUCAAUUACUUGUUUAUUACACACACGCGUAUAUGUACGCAGCAAAAUUUGUAAGUGAUAGCCAUUAGCAAUUCAAGCUAAUCUAUACUAUAUGGUUGUUUUUUUUUAACUUGUUUUUCACGCGAAUUUGUUCGUCGCCCAGUUCAAUUUUGGUGUUGUAAAUUCGUAGCGAGUGUAAUAUCUGUAAUUAA